AUGGAUCCCAGAUCUCACCCUUCCCGUCCUCCAUCCACCAGUCUGCCUCCAGGCUCCACGCCCAUGUCUUCGAAUCCCAUCUCGAGCAUGCACAUGCCACAAUACUCGAUGCAGCCUCAGUAUCCGGUUUCGCAGCCGCAUACUCUGCCUCCAUUGCAGCCUCAUCACCCUCAGUCGCCCGCGCCUCACCACUACAUGGGCCAGCCGUACCGUCCGGACUUGUCGCGGUACCCUCCGUCAACUCACGAUGUCUACGGGGCUUCCCAGGCCCCUAUGAUGCCGCACACGACUGUCGGUAGCCUUCCGCCAUCGUCUCUGUUGAACCUUCCUAACCCUCAAACACAGGCGCAUCAGCAGUACCCCCCACCUCCGAGCGUCCUUCCGCCCGCAUCCUCCGCUCAGAGCUACCCUCAGCCGAUUGCUCCGGCACCCCCACGCGACCGUCGCCCGGAUUUCAAUGGUCUUCCCUCCGGUGCCUUUAGUUACUCCGAUGGCAAGGGUUGGGGUAUGACUCCUGAUGUGAAUGGCGCCAACGGCUCCCCCUACGCCAAGGAACCGCCACGGACGCAGGUCGUGGGCUCUCAGGGCCGCCGUGGCAUUUUGCCGAGUGUCCCGGGCCGCGCGACUCCGGUUUCUAACGGUGUCAACGGUACAGCUAAGAGCACAACUAUUCCUGCUAAGGACGCGGAUGGCAAAUUCCCCUGCCCGCACUGUAACAAGACUUACCUCCACGCCAAGCACCUCAAGCGCCAUCUGUUGAGACACACCGGUGACCGCCCCUACAUGUGUGUUCUAUGCAAGGACACUUUCUCCCGCAGUGAUAUCUUGAAGCGUCACUUCCAAAAGUGCUCAAUCCGACGGGGUAACCCGACCGGUGCGACCCACUUGUCCCACCCCCAGGCCCAUCUGAAGCGGUCUCAGCAGCAAGCAGCUGCGGCUGCCGCGGCCAAUCCCCCCAAGCCGCUCCAGGAUGAAGUCAGUAAUCCCGUCCCCCACUCCAAUGGCGUUAUGGGUACGCAAUUCGAUGGGGCCGUGAAUGGCAAUGGAAUGACCCAAGGCCGUCCUGGCUACACGGAGCAGCAGCCGCUAGGCUUCACGAUGCAGUCUGUCAACGGCAUGAACCGUGGUCCCGGUGACGACGCGUUCUCCGCUGGCCAGGCGCACGCGAGAGCCUCGUGGAUGGCUGGACCCAAGCAGAAUCCGUAUCUCAUGCAGCCUGGUGUUGAUGCCCAUGGCCAGCAGCUGACGGUUGAUCGUCCCCUUGAACAGGUAAAGCCCCCGGUCUAUCAUGACCACAAGCCGGUCAUGCCCGGUCCCCAUUCACAUCACCCGGGUGUUGACUGGAAUUCGAUGUUUCAGCACGGUUCUUCCGACGGUUACAUUAACCCCGUUUUCCCCCACUCCAUGGCCGCGGGCCAGGAGCCGAUCCACGCUCCCGUCGACCACGACCGCAAGUUCUACCCCGCCUCGACCGGUCCUGAGAGCGGUAUGAACGGACUGUACCUUGCUUCGACUACGCUGAGCGGAGACGGUACCGUGCAGCCCGCGAGACAGUAG
Molecule: messenger RNA, 1557 nt
Organism: Penicillium samsonianum
Lineage: Eukaryota; Fungi; Ascomycota; Eurotiomycetes; Eurotiales; Aspergillaceae
Product: C2H2-type zinc finger protein
Exons: 3
Coding region: 1-1557 (518 amino acids)
Biological process (GO): regulation of transcription by RNA polymerase II
Cellular component (GO): chromatin
Molecular function (GO): RNA polymerase II cis-regulatory region sequence-specific DNA binding; DNA-binding transcription factor activity, RNA polymerase II-specific
Source: RefSeq, a predicted model, not a curated record